AGGUUGUGUGAUCCUAACCACACUUUCGAUCUGUCAAAACAUGUCAACGUCACAAAUUGUAAAUACUAAAUAAAAAUGAAAAUGGAAACGCCGAAGAAAAGUUAUGCGGAACUGCAGGCCAGUCUGCAACAAGAACUGGAAAAAAUUAAACUGGAAGAGGAAACUCUGGUCCAAGAACUCAACAACUUUCACAGUCAAAGAGCGUAUUACCACGACAAAAUCAAAGGGCUCAACAAAUUGAUACCGACGUUAAAAAUCGUAAAACAGGAGGCUCAGGAGCUGGUCGGAACGAUUAAUGACAUAUCCGAUUCCUCCGAACAAAUCAGCGGUAAAAUUAGGCAACUGGACAUGGCCAGAAGCAACGUGGUGGAAUGUCAACAAAGAGUAAGUGACCUAAUCGACUUGGAAAUCUGCUCUCAAGGCGUCCAAGCGGCUAUCCUGGACUCGGAUUACGAAAAAGGAGCGGCACAUGUGCACAGAUUCUUGUCAAUGGACCAGUACCUUUUGAAAAGAACAGCAACAGACAUGGAGAAUGUUACAAACAUGAUGAAAUCAGUUCGCACACUGCAAGAUGCUGCUGGUCAGCUGAGAGCAAUAGUUGAGCACAAGUUUAAUGAGGCUGUGAAAUCUGAAGACUUGGUGGGCAUUGAGAGGUUUUUCAAGAUUUUCCCUUUGUUGGGUGUGCAUGAAGAUGGAAUCAGGGAGUUCUGCACUUAUCUGAGGACCAAACUGGCUGCCACAGCUGAUAAAAAUUUAAAAAGUGCCAUUAGCACACCUGUAGGGGACAAAAGGCACAGUAUUAUAUUUGCAGACACUUUAAACCUGUUGUUUGAAGGCCUGGCCAGAAUCAUAGACACUCAUCAGCCCCUGCUUGAGACCUAUUAUGGACCUGGCAGAUUAUUAUCCGCAAUCAGUAUUUUGCAAAAGGAGUGUGAUGUGCAAACUAAAAGGAUUAUUAAUGAGUGGAAGAGUGUAAGACAAAUCACCAAAAAGAUGCAAACAAUCACUGAUGUCUCAAGGAUGUCCACCACCUCCAGUUUUAGUAAAAUUGAAAAGAUUGACCCAAAAGAUUUGGACAUUCUCAUUGGAGAAGUCACAUUAAUGCAUUAUAGAAGUGAAUUGUACAUAAGGUUCAUCCACAGGAAGGUUAAUUCUGACAUGGAGGUGGGUAUUCCUGAAACAGAUGCCAAAACUGCAAUGUUGAAGAACUUGGAAUUACUGCUAAAAAACAGUGACUUAAGCCAAUCUAAGCAUGAGUUAUUGUCACAUUAUUUAAGAUUAGAGCAAUACUUUAUGGAGGAAUCAGUUGCUAAAGCUGUAAAUAUGGAUGUCUUAGAGGCAUCACAGCAAACUUCCAGCAUGGUUGAUGAUACGUUUUUCAUUGUCAGAAAAUGUAUUAGGCGCUCAAUAUCUACUGGAAGUUUGGAUGGAAUAUGUGUUAUCAUAAACAACGCUUGCCGAGUUCUGGAGAACGAUUUCUGCGAAAUUUUGCGUGGACGCCUCAAGCAGGGUUACCCUUCUGGAUAUCUGGACCUGACACAAGCUUAUAAUGUGCUUCAAUCUUCUAUACAACAGGGAAGACUGCAGUCUGGAGAUACUGAACAGUCAAGAACUGCUUUUAUUGUGGCUUUAAACAAUGCAGACGCAGCAAUUGAAUAUGUAGACACAUUGUGUGAUAGUGUGCUGAAAGAAAUUGAUCAAGCACUGCCCAAAAUGAACAGCAAUGAAAGGGGGAAGCUUGAGAGUUGCCUCUCAGGCCUUUCAUCAGUUACGACGAAUUUGAAAGAAGUUAUAGAAUAUGGAAUGCAACAGUUGAGGGCUAGUGCCAUUAAACCCAGAAUUAACCCAUGGGUUGAUGCUUUUCUGAAUGUCAAUCACCAGAUGACUGAGGACGAGAUAUCGACGUACGAAGCUGGUGAAACCUUCGUUCAGACUUUGAUCAUGAAUUUAGAUUCCUUACUGUCAUCGUUUAAAGACGUUUUAUCUCCCGCCAACUAUGACGCAUUUACGGCAGUUGUGACCGCAGAAGUGACCCAACGUUUUGAAAAAGUUGUUUUAAAGUCCACAUUCAAUAGGUUGGGAGGCUUAAUUUUGGAUAAAGAAGUGCGAUCUUUGGCAGGUUUUAUCACAACAACCACCUCCUGGUCCGUCAGAGAUAAAUUCGCCAGAUUGACUCAAAUAGCCACAGUAUUAAACUUGGAACAAGUGGGUGAGAUCAACGAUUAUUGGGGAAAUCACGAUGGUGCCCUCACUUGGAGGCUUACCCCAUCAGAGUUGAGAACCAUUAUGGCACUUAGGACUGACUUCAAAGUGGAUGAUAUUAGAAGAAUUAAACUGUAAACUUAGUCUUUUAUUUAAUUAUAUAUUAUUUAUAAUAAACUGUUUAUAAAUGU
Aethina tumida (small hive beetle) is the source of this 2393-nucleotide messenger RNA. RefSeq names its product conserved oligomeric Golgi complex subunit 4 (gene Cog4). The record is from RefSeq and is a predicted model, not a curated record. The transcript has 9 exons. Lineage: Eukaryota; Metazoa; Arthropoda; Insecta; Coleoptera; Nitidulidae. The coding region runs from base 76 to 2340 and encodes 754 amino acids.